AAGGACGCCUACUUUGACGUGGCGGAUCCGCUGCCCUUCAUCGCGCACCUCUUUGUGCACAUCCCCGCGCUCCUCGCGCGCAACUUGAGCACCGGCAACAAGUGGGCCAAGAUCGACCCGUGCAUUGGAAAGUUGACGGAGGAGAAUGGCGACUAG
Molecule: messenger RNA, 156 nt
Organism: Emiliania huxleyi CCMP1516
Lineage: Eukaryota; Haptophyta; Isochrysidales; Noelaerhabdaceae
Exons: 1
Source: RefSeq, a predicted model, not a curated record